AUGGGUCCCGGGGUCACCUGUCCGUGGAGCGGCCGACUCUCUGGCUACCGGGUGAGGACUUGGAUCGAGCCCGUGGUGGCCUCAACCCAGGUGGCCGGCUCCCUCUACGACGCAGGACUACUCCUGGUAGUGAAGGAGUCCUAUGCUUCUAAGGCUGGCGGCUCCUCUAAUUACAGUGCUAACCAGUCGCUGGGGGAGCAACAGGAAGACCAACAGCAGAAGGCUAUCUCCAAUUUCUUCAUCAUUUACAACCUCGUGGCGGGCCUGACGCCCCUGCUCUCCGCCUAUGGGCUGGGCUGGCUCAGUGACCGCUACCACCGUAAGAUCUCUAUCUGCGCGGCGAUGCUGGGCUUCCUACUGUCCCGCGUUGGACUCUUACUCAAAGUGACGCUGGACUGGCCCGUGGAGGUGAUGUACGGAGCAAUGGCGCUCAAUGGGCUGUGCGGGGGCUUCUCCUCUUAUUGGUCCGGGGUCAUGGCUCUGGGAUCCCUGGGCUGCUCCGAAAGCCGCCGCUCCGUGCGCCUCAUCCUCAUCGAUUUAGUCAUGGGUUUGGCCGGGUUCUGUGGGAGCAUGACUUCGGGGCAUCUCUUCAAGCAAAUCGUUGGGCACUCUGCGCAAGGCCUCCUAUUAACUGCCUGCAGCGUCGGCUGUGCAGCGUUUGCCCUUUUCUACAGCCUCUUCGUGCUGAAGGUCCCUGAGUCCAAGCCCAACAAGGUGCACCCCACUGUAGAUACUGUGUCUGGCAUGAUGGGCACCUAUCGAAGCCUGGAUCCAGAUCAACAAGACAAGCAGAGCGUAUCGGGGAACCCUCCAGCUGCUGGGAAAGGAAAGCCUUCCCAAACCGCCAUCGUUGCUCUGCUGUUUGUGGGUGCCAUCAUCUACGACCUGGCUAUUGUAGGCGCAGUAGAUGUCAUGGUCCUUUUCGUGCUAAAGGAGCCUCUCCAUUGGAACCAAGUGCAGCUGGGCUAUGGGAUGGCUUCUGGGUACAUCAUCUUCAUAACCAGCUUCUUGGGUGUCUUGGUCUUCUCCCGCUACUUCCGGGACACCACGAUGAUCAUUAUUGGGAUGUUCUCCUUUGGGUCUGGAGCCCUUCUCUUGGCCUUUGUGAAGGAGACAUACAUGUUCUACAUUGCCCGAGCCGUCAUGCUGUUCGCACUUAUUCCAAUCACCACCAUCCGGUCAGCCAUGUCCAAGCUCAUAAAGGACUCUUCCUAUGGAAAGAUUUUCGUCAUACUGCAGCUGUGCCUAGCUCUGACUGGGGUGGUGACAUCCACAAUAUAUAACAAGAUCUAUCAGCUGACGCUGGACAAGUUCAUUGGCACCUGCUUUGUUCUGUCGUCUUUUCUCUCCUUCUUGGCCAUUGUCCCAAUUGGUGUUGUGGCCUACAAACAAGUCCCGAAGAGGUCGCAACAAGGAGAGGGAGCAGAGAAACAGAGGAGCUGAAAACACGGCUCCGCCCAUGAAACCCAAGUUCCAGUCUUCAGAUAACCUGCUUCAGUCUGCGGGUCCCUGGUGGGAGGGAAAAUCUUUCGGGGUGUUGGAGGAGAUUUCCUGGUUGUCAGAUGCCUCU
Messenger RNA from Apodemus sylvaticus (European woodmouse), 1570 nucleotides. RefSeq names its product solute carrier family 46 member 2 (gene Slc46a2). The record is from RefSeq and is a predicted model, not a curated record. Gene Ontology annotation, biological process: transmembrane transport. The coding region runs from base 1 to 1443 and encodes 480 amino acids. Gene Ontology annotation, molecular function: transmembrane transporter activity. NCBI's taxonomy places the organism in Eukaryota, Metazoa, Chordata, Mammalia, Rodentia, Muridae. Gene Ontology annotation, cellular component: membrane. The transcript is spliced from 4 exons.